CGGCAGUGCCGAUAGCCACUACCUGCACGGCUAUCGGAAGUUAACAUGCUGUCUUAUUUUACAUCAAUCAUAUUCCUUUUUCCUUAAUUGUUAUUGAUUAUUAACUGCAUGCACAACAUGCUUUUAUCGAUAUGUACAAAGAUCUUCCGCCAGACUUUUUGCAAAAGUGGUCUUUGUCAAGUUUUCAUCUGCUCUUCAUCAAAGAAUGGCUACAUAUCUAGCAUUGCAAAUACACCAAGUCUGGAUGAACAAGACCAAGAGGUUAAUCAUAUAUCCAGCCUCUCUACUACACAGAGUCUGGGGGAGCAAGACCAGGAUGGUAAUCAAAGGCUCCUGACUCCAUCUCAUAUAGGCAGCCAAGAACCUAUAAAGAAACUGAUCAUCGAACCGAACACUGACCAAAUCGCAACUGUUCUUGGUUGGAUGAAUGAUGCUAGUGAAAAGGAUUUUCAGAAUUUAAAGAAUGUUUCCAAUAAACUUGCAGGACAUAUUAUUGACCUUCGAACUUCACAAGGGUCUUUGAAUUCAUUGAAUGACUUGCUGGAGAUACCAGGAAUUGGUGAAAAGACUCUGAGUCGAAUCUGCGAGAAUAUUUUAAAUCCUAAACUUUCGGGAAACAAAACCAGCACUUCACAGUUUUCAGGUAUUUCAACAGAGACACUGCAGAAUGUUGACAGCAUUGUGUCACUCUCAAUUGGCCUAAAACAAAUCGGCUGGGUUCACUUAAAUAGAGGUCUUCAACUGAAUGACUGGAAAGUUCACGAACUCUCAGAGGAUGUGACACCCACCAAAUGGGACCCUUUCACUUACUUUGUUUUGGCCAAUGACAUCAUCAGUCAGCUUCCAGACACUGAACUUUAUCUAUUGGAGCAUAAACGAUAUGUACAGCUAAACAACAACAAAUCCGUCGCACAAGUGUACAUUUUCUUACGUGCUAUUGAGAGUCUAUUCUAUGCUACAUUAAACACAAGGUGCAGUAAAAUACAAGCUGUAUCGAUGUCAGAGUCCAUUACGUGUAGGCAUUUUGAUUUGACGAUCGGUAAUCGCCGAAAAAGCGGGCAAAAACUUGUGGAGGCAUUUCUUAAUGAUGAUUCGGACAUUAUAGGAAAGCAAGGCGAUAGUAUGUUGCAGAUUUCACCGCUGUUGGCUGGCGUGUACCAAAGUGCAAAUAAAUACCAACGAGAGGUUUUGGCAAAUGCACUUUUACAAUGCCUUGCAUUUUAUGAUAAAAAAGUUUCAGGAACUUGUACUUCAAAUAUGGAAUCACAAUGAAAAAAAAAUUGUAGCAGUUAGAUUGAAAUGAAAUAAUAAUAAUAAUAAUAAUGACUUUCCUUAAAAAUAUUUUGGAAAUAAAAUUUGUGGUCUUCCUGGACUCAAUUUGAACUUCUUUUUUUUUAGUUGAUUGAUUUACCUAUUGAUGAUUGGUCAAUUUCUUAAAUUAAUCUAAUUAUUGAUUGGUCAAUUUACUGAUUAUGGUUUGGUUUGGACUCAAUUUGAAUUUUAUUUUUUUUAAAUGAUUGAUUUAUCUAUUGAUUGGUCAAUUUCUUAAAUUAGUUAAUUGAUUUAAUUAUUGAUUGGUCAAUUAACUGAUUAGUGGUUUGGUUUGGCUUAAUGGUUCACUGACAUAAUGAUAUGUUGUUUGAUUAAUUAAUGGUUUAAUCAAUGAUUUCUUGAUUGAUUGAUUGGUAGAUGACUUAUUGAUAUGUUGAUCAAUUACAGUAGAUAAUUUGGUUCAAGGAGAGCAGCACAUUGGCUCCGAGCCGAUUCUAAAUCCUUGUUUUGGUAACACACGGACAUGUUGCAAAUUGGUGUGCAGGAUAUGAAAUUGCAUUAUGCAACGAGGCAACAUCUGUAUGAGAAAAUCAUACAUAAAUUUACAAACUAUUUUAGCAGUUAAUAUCAAAGUUCUCUGACCCCCUUGUUGUCAAAUUAAGUGUAAAUAAUUACACGCUGAGGAGAAAUUAGUCUUCUGAGCACCAAACAGUCGUCAGGUUGGAGAUUUACCACGCACGUGGCUAAAACUCAAGGACAGACAUUGCAGGCAAGACCUUCGCAAACUUGAUAUUUUGAUCGCGAGUUAUGUUCUGCUUUGCAUUUUCGACCUACAUGUUUGUAGCUAUGCUGCAAUCAAUUUGAUUCAAUUUCCUCUUGAUCUUCCUGUGUGUGCAAAAUGAAAACAAACAUUAGAAUGUAUUAAGUGUGGGUGUUUCAAGAUCUGCCCACUAGAUUUGUCUUUGAAUUUGUUCCAACAUUUAAAUGGAAUACGGUUUCCUUUUCCCAGCUAAUUUUCUUUGGAGUUUCAGGGUUUACCAAGUUGGUGAGGGUUUCCUCUUUGGAAGGGCAUGGGAGUGAUUUGGAAUUGCCAAGUGGCCAUUAAAGAUUCAAGAGGAAGUUUCUUUAAAAGAGACGGUGCUUUGCUUUAAGAGCACACUAUUUGAUUUUUAGCAAAGAGUGUAUAGAUAUAAACAAAUUUUAUGACUGAAGAAAAAUAAAAGCCACCAGAUUUUCAAGUGGUAUUUUGAUAGAAUCUCAA
Molecule: messenger RNA, 2533 nt
Organism: Anneissia japonica
Lineage: Eukaryota; Metazoa; Echinodermata; Crinoidea; Comatulida; Comatulidae
Exons: 4
Coding region: 109-1272 (387 amino acids)
Biological process (GO): mitochondrial transcription; transcription elongation by mitochondrial RNA polymerase
Cellular component (GO): mitochondrial nucleoid
Molecular function (GO): DNA polymerase processivity factor activity; nucleic acid binding
Source: RefSeq, a predicted model, not a curated record